UGGCCAAACGGAACGCUCCCAGCAAAGUGAAUACUUUUAUCAUACACGUGCUACAUGUUUUUUUAAAUUAAUUUAUUAAAAGAAAGCAGUUCUUUCGAUUCUCUUCUCUCCGUUAAAAAUGAAGACCAAACCGACUCGUCAUAAGAAAACGAACACUUUUCAGUUCAAACCGUUUUCCGAAAGGAUAACAGAAAUCAACAUCGAUAUCUUUGACUUCGUGCGGUAUAAAAAUGAGAAAUGCAGGGAAAGCAGAACUUAUUUUCAUCAAACAUUAGAGAAAUGGAAUUUUCUUAACUUAACUGAUGGUUAUAGCACUUUUCAGAAACAAGUGCGAGACAUCAUUAUACUACCUCAAUUAGUUUACAAAGAGCAAUAUGUAGUCGACACGCUUAUGGAGUAUCUGAAGAAACGGGAUCCCUUGUUUCUGCAGCCUAUUCUAGAAUUAGUAGUAGCCGUGGCAAAAGAUCUUCAAGGAGAUUUUUACGAACGAUAUUUUUUGGCAUUCUUCUCUGAAAUAAUUCAUUUAUUACAAACAAAAAAUGCAGAACAGAUAGAGCAUGCAUUUAAUACUAUGGCAUAUCUGUUUAGACAUUUGUGGCGAUUUAUAGUAAGAGACAUAAAAUCUGUGAUCCCUCUAUUAUUGCCAUUAUUAUCUGAAACACAACCAGACUACAUAAACAAACUUGCUGCAGAAAGUUUUGCAUUUGUAGUUCGCAAAAUCACAGAUAAAGAUGAAUUUUUUAAAAAUAUACUAGAUGUUUUGAAAGAUACAGAUGAUAUAUCGGGUUAUGGAAAGUUAUUUUUUGAGGUAGUGUUUGGUGUUGCAGGGCAAUUCCAUUCUCGUGGCGAGCAAGUGUUAUUGAUUUACUUUAAUACUUUGCAAGACCAAUCUGUUAAUCAAAGAAUUGCUUAUGAAGUAUUGAAAGAGAUUGUAAUAUGCAUACUGCAAAAUAUACACCCUCAAAAAUGUGAUAUUAUGUGGCAUGUUAUUUUAAAAAUGAUAGAUAAUUUUAUCGAAAGUUCCAAGCAAUUGUUGGAGUCAUCUGAUAGAGAGCACGCAUUAAUUCUAGUCUUGCGUCUUGUAAAUAUCAUUAUAAGUUAUAAAAAUGGAAAGUUUAUAAUUGAUUCUGUAUCAUUGAUAAAGAGAUUCAUUAUUAUAAUGAAUACAUUGAACGAGGAUAAUAUCCUGCGAGAGGUCUUUAAUGCAUCUAUUGCUAUCCUCUUAGCAUCCAGAGUAAUAUUAACGCACGAAAAUUCGAGUCAAUUGUUAUUGAAUAUUAUGGCAGUGGACAAUACAGAAUUGCUAUACUCUGCUGUUGAAAAAUUAAUGUAUAAUUUUUCAUUUGAGAUCUUAGUCUUACCUCGUGCAUUGCGACGCAGUAUCUCUACUGGAUUUGACAGCAAGACGUUGCUUCUCUUUGCUAAAAUAAUUCUUAAGAAAGCAUCACCUUGUCUCAAUGGCAUAAAUUUGCCCAAGUGGGAAAAAUACGUUCUAGACGUGCGAAAUAUCGGAACUGAGAAUAUCGAUUAUUUUUUAUUGGAAUUGAAAACAUUAUCUACUAAUAAUAUUUCGCUCGAUGCAAUGAGGCUAUUGAUAAUUUUGCCGCACCUAAAACCCUUGCAUGAAGAAUUUAAGACUGUAUUAAAAAAUGGAUGGUUAUAUACCUAUCAAAAGAUGUUGGAAUACGAUAGUACAGAAGAUAUUGCAAGUAUCAAUAGAACUAGUUUUAUAUUUUUAUUAAUACUAGAAUCAAUAAUACAUAUAUUAGAGCCAAGUGAGCUUCACGAGUUUUUUGUAAGAUCUAAUAUAACAAUAGCUGAUCUCGUUAACAAAAACGAUAAUAAAUACAUUUUGAAUGCGAUAGAUCUUUGCUUAACAUAUUUUAGUACUUCAGAAUAUCAUGCGAAUUAUAUCAAUUCUGCAUUUUUCGACACAUUAAAUAACGCUAUAGUAAAGAAGCUGAAUUCACCGUACAGCAGUAUUCGCUUGAUUGUAGCACAUCUUUAUUCUUUAUUUUCAAACGUUGAAGAUUUGAGAAGAUCUUCGAUACAAGAUAAUAACAAAACUGCCAUGGAACUUGUCUACUUGGUGGAACGUGAACCCACGACGGUAAACAACUAUCGCACUAAAUUGUUACAUUUACAAGCUUUAGAAUUCCAGAGUCACGCGAUAGUUAAUUUAAAUCCAAAAUAUUACGAAUUUCCAUUACGUUGCUUGAUUGGUAAUCUGUACGUCAAUUUCUCUCUACUCUGGAAACCUAUAAGUAUAAUUAUAGCUAGUUACGGCAAUAGAGAGUGUUCACAGUUUUGGCCAACUUACCUGGCCGAAUUAACGUCUAACAGUGUGCCAGAAAUUGAAUGGACAUCAUCGUUCGAUUGCCACGUUAUCUCCUCGUUGGAAAGCCAGAUAGAGAAGCACGAUGACAAACCUGAUUUUGAAAAUUAUAAGAAACUUCUCUGGAAAAGUAUAGCGCAUUUCUCGCAUUACGCCGAGAUGAAGAAUAGAGAUUUAACCGGACUGUUUAUCGAUUUUGUAAAUACAAAUUUCUCUAAAUCCAACUCCGAGGAUGGCAAGUAUUGUAAUAUCGAGAAGCGUAAGGAUGUAAUAAACGCAAAUAACAACUCUAAUAACGAGAGCGAAGAAGAAGAAGAAGAACGGAAUGAAAUGAUAAAGAUUGCUCAUGCGGAUAUAAAGAGUAGAAGUGACAAGGUGGAAUAUUUGCUUGCUCAGCUAGAGGUAUUUGAAAAAGUGCUAAAUCCAAGAAUGUUGCAUAGAGAAGCGGAAAUGUAUCAGAUUUACUUGGACCUACUUUCUUCGAAAAAUGCCAACAUACAGAAAACCGCCUUGAAUUGUCUCUUUGCGUAUAAGCACGAAUAUCUUUUGCCAUACAAGGAAUCGCUAUACAGUCUGAUAAGCGAGAAGAAUCUGAAGAACGAGCUCGCGCAUUUUAAACUGGAUCGCGAGAGCAACGUAAUCAAAGAGGCUCAUCGCGAGAAUCUCAUGCCAAUAAUAUUGAGAAUUAUUUAUGCGAAAAUGAUUAUGAAGACCGGCAUGAGAACUGGUGGGAAGGCCAGUGGAUCAGAACGGCGGAAGAUGAUAUUGCGUUUCUUAAGCGGAACGCAGGAGGACGAGAUGAUCGUAUUCGUUCAAAUGGCCUUUCGACCCUUCAAAUCGUACAUAUCGCUAGAGAUGGAGGACGGGGCGUUCGACUUGAAGCGGUACAUCGAAAAAAUCAUGGACACAAUCGACCUGAGUAACGUUAUUCCACCUAAACGCAUGCAAAGCACCGUGAAAUUGUUGGCGAUAAUGAUGGAGGAAUUCGGCGGCAAGAUGUCAACGAGACUAUUACCGUGUUUGCUCAGGAUGUUAAUCUGCAUUUUGGCUGAGGUGACCGGAAUUCUGCAUAAAACGGACGAGGUUUACCCGGGAUACCUGCCAGCGAUUAAGAAUGUGCGCACGAGUUGCAUAGAUAUAUUGACCAGAUUUUUCAAGCACUUCGAGGAUUACAAUUGGAAGCGACACGAGAUUGACGCAGUCUGUCAUGUCGCGAUAUUUCCUUGGCUACAAAAAUUACCGGUCGAGGGUAUACACAGUCCCACGGCCUUGUUGAAGCUGUUUAUGGCAUGGGGUGAAAAUCCGCGAUAUCAUCCGUUGUUUGCGAAGCAUCGAGAAGACGACGAGUCGAUCACUCCUCUCCCUUACAUCGUGGAACUCCUCUUGAAUUCCAAGUCGCAUCAAUCUGUUGUUAACGCUAUUUUAUUAAUUAUUGAAAAUUUGUUGACGCUGCAGGAUUAUGACCAAUCCAACGAGGAUAGCAUGCAAGUGGACGUCCCGCUCUUACCAAUACCGACGAAUCUUCUUGAUGUGGAGAAAAAGGGCGUACUCCCGAAUGGAAUCAAUUAUGGUUCCGCUGUUCUUCUACCACACGUUCCUCGCAUUUUGGAAUUUCUUAAAAAUAAACUCCAGAGAUCCAAUAGAGGUCUAAACAAGACCGAAUUGCUCAUAUUAUCGCGAAUAUCUGAAUAUGUCACGGAUGCUGAGACUUGCGAUACAGUGUUGAAACUGAUACUGCCUAUCCUAGUCAAGAAAGCAUCUGGCAACAACAAUGAAAUCAUCGUAGAGCUUUUGACGACGGUGAUGAAUCUUAUAAAAAUGGCAAACAAGCCAGAGAUCUACCUGCGUGACCUCGCACCGCUAAUGAGCGUUGUAUCAGACGUUCCUACUCGCAAGCUUCUUCUGCAACUAUACGGUGCUAUCGUCGAAAGAUCCUCGGAGGAAUAUCGCGAGACGAUGAUGCAUGAUCGCGAUGUUCUGCUCGCGCUCAAUGCGUGGGAUAGAAAAUGGAUUGAUCAACCGGACUUUGAGAGAAGAUUGGACGCUUUUGACGAGAUCAGCAAAAUGACCGAGAGGAACGCCAUCAGCCUGGAAUUCGGCGUGACGGUGAUCCACAAUUGCUUUUUCUUCUUGAAGACUGCAUCGGAUUUGGCGAUAAGGGAUUGCGCCGGUCAGUGCUUGAAGCUCGUGGGAUGCAGAUUAGCGAAGGAACACUGUAAUAAUUCCUCGAACCGACGUUAUCUGAUGGACGACACUAUUCUGGCGCUCACAAGGAAAGGAAUUAUGAGCAAAAACGAGAAUGUUCGUCAUCAAUCGGUAGCGCUUUUAGGAUGCAUGGCUUUGGAAUGCGCGGAUGUGCAUCCUAUCUUGCGGGACAUGUCACUGCUCGUCAAUCCUACCGAUCGCGAGGUCGAUUUCUUCGAGAAUAUGCAGCAUUUGCAGUUGUACAGAAGGGCCCGUGCCUUAUUAAAGUUUUGUACACUAGCCAAGACAUUGCGGAAACCAUUCAAUUCUCGAACCUUGACGCAAUUCAUUCUUCCCCUCUGCUCGAUGUAUUUAUGUAACGAGGCUUUCAUUAAUAAAAACAGCCUUAUCGAUGCCGCCAUUGAUACUAUAGGAAUUGUGUGUAGAUUUUUACCAUGGCAUCAUUACGAGAUUAUCUUGAGGCAUUAUUUAAAUAAACUAAAGAGAUCCGUGGAGUUUCAAAAACAACUUAUUAGGAUAGUGGUAGCGAUAUUAGACUCGUUCCAUUAUGAUCUUUCAAAGUAUAAAGAAGUCCAACAAAUUACACAGGUCGAAGUUACUUUGGAAACUAACGAAGUUACUUUGGAGAAUAAUGCCACUUUGAUCGGUGAAGAUAAAGUUAAUGAAGCGAUCGGUGAAGAUGUCGAGAAAGAAACUGAAGAAAUACUGGAGGAAGCAUUAAAUGAUGAGAACGUCGAGAAUGUCGACGAAGUAGAACAGGAUAACGAAGCAGUUAAAGAAGAUUUACCGAUAAUCGAAAAACAGACGUUACUUUCGCAAAGCGGAGCGAGGAAAGUAAUGUUCAGUAUAUCAAACAGUUUCUUGCCCCAGCUGAACCAAUUCAUUAUAGCCAGGACGCAGCAGGACAACAGUCAUAAGAUUAACAAGAAGACACUCGCGUUCGAAACGGAGGAAGAUGAUUUACUGAGAGUUCCCAUCGCUAUCGCGCUUGUUAAAUUAUUACAGAAGAUGCCAGGGAAUCUUUUGGAUGCCAACCUACCGGGAAUUUUUAUGAAACUGUGUACAUUUCUUAAAUCACGCAUGGAAUCUAUUCGACGUACGACUCGUAAGACUCUUCAAGAAAUUAUGAUAACAUUAGGACCAAAAUAUCUUCAUUAUCUUUUGAAAGAAAUGAAUACAUUAUUAACAAAAGGUUUCCAAGUGCAUGUUCUCGCAUAUACAGUACAGUCUGUAUUAAAUGCAUUAAAGCCUUUUUUUCAAAAGUUUGACAUUGAUCGCAAUCUACAAAGUAUUUUAUCUGUAUGUAAAAUCGAUUUAUUUGGAUUAACUGCAGAAGAAAAGGAGAUAGCUGGUAUUGUUAAAAAUGUAUCAGAAGCAAAAAGUACCAAAAGCUUUGACAUUUUACAUAUAUUAGCAGAAUAUAUAACGGAAACUUGUUUACUGGAUUUAAUCAUGCCAUUGAAUGAAAUGUUAAUGAAAACGCACUCUUACAAAAUGGUAGAUAAAAUUACGGAAUGUCUCCAAAACGUAAGUUUAGGAUUGGUGGAUAACACUUACAUACCAUUGAAACGGAUGCUCGAAUUUCUCUAUGGCAUUACCUCACAAAGCUUACCAGAUUCAACACUAGAAAAAGAUGACAAAAAUCUUGAGAAAGAGAAAAGUUCGAGAUAUCUCGAACAGCAGCAAUCAGAUUGUUUCAUUAUACCACCCGAACCCAAAAACAGGAUGGGUAUUAAAGCUACAGCGAAAAUUACUAAACAUGCCAAUGUUCAUGUAAUAAAAGAAUUCGGUUUGACACUGUUUCACAUAUUCCUGAAACGAAACAAAAUCUCCUGUAUGGAAUACAAAUCUCACUUAGAACGUUUCGUGCCAGUUUUGAGCAGUUGUCUAAAUUCUGACCAUGUUAAGCUAUGUACUGUGGCUUUAAAGUGCUUAAGUUGGAUGUUGAAGAUGGACUUAACUUUGAAAUUCGUUUUAAUAUCGGAAAUUUGUACAUCCAUGUUCAAAAUCUUGCAUAAAUAUGCUACUGCGGAAUUAAGCAAGGGAGACAACUUCGAUCUCGUGAAGGCCACAUUCAAAUGCAUGUCUGUGUUUGUUGAGAAAUACAAGCUCAAUAAAGAUCAAUUGAAAUGUCUUUUCUAUUACGUGGAAACAGAUCUGAACAACAACGAUAAACCUGCUACUGCUUUUGCAUUACUCAAGAUCAUAAUUAACCGGAAAAUAUUUUCCCCUAUACUGCACACUAUUAUGAAAAAAGUCGUUGAACUGAGCAUCCUUGCGCAAUUGGAGGAUGUUAGAUCGCAAGCACGUACUUUAUUCUUGUCGUACUUGAUGAAAUAUCCACAUACAGAGAAACAUUUACACAAUCACAUUGAUUUGUAUCUAGCACAAUUCGAACAUGAGGGCCAAUCAGGCCGAUUGAGCGCAUUAAAAAUGAUUCACACUAUCAUCAAGAAUUUUCCAUCAAAACCUUUAAGUAAAUUAUGCGAAGCGAUAUUUAUGGACGCAAGCUUCUUAGUAGUAGAUGAAGAUCUGAACUGUCGAGAAGUUUCUGUGAACUGUAUAGAAGAAUUGCUUAUCCGGAUACCUACCAAAAAAGAUAAACUAUUCAGGUGGACCAUGGAUUGGUUAAAUGAUUCUGACAUAGCAUAUCGAGAAAUGGGGGCAAGAAUAUGCGGCAUAUUUGUGACUACUGAAAAAAAAGAGUUUGAUUCACGAUUUGAUCAAUUUCUGCCGAUUUUAGUGAAGCAAUUUCAUGAAAAUUUCCCCGUUUCCGACAAUGAAGAACCUGACAAAUUUGUUAAAUUAAAUAAUGAUAAUUUAGAAGAAAAUUCUAGAGAAAAAAAUAGAGAGCCACAUGUUAUGGAAAGAUUACGGGAUUUACACAUUAUCCAAGUCACAUUCGUGUUAGUAAGGAUAGCAGAACACACGUCAUUUUUGACGAAUGAAAGAUACAAAAAUUGGGUCGAUAUUUUUACUGAACAUUGUCAGUCUUUGUUGGGUCAUCUACAUUAUUGGGUUCGAUUAAAUGCCACAAAAUUUAUUGGAUAUGUCUUGGAAUGGACUUUUGAUAAUACUGUGGAAAUUUUAAAUAGUUCGGAGAAUACAUCACAAGGAUAUAUGUAUUCAAAUCCUCUAGCUUUAAAUCAUUUAGUUUUAGAUCUAUUAGAUCAACUUUAUCCAGAUAUGAUAUUUGAACCAUUUGCGGAUCAAGUUGUGAAAUGUCUAAUUAUCAUUGCAAAAAUAUUUACGUCGAUUAAAACAUCUGAUGUGCAAGACAAUAAUUUAUCUCUAUCUUGGCUUAUCAGAAAUUUGAGAAAAGCUAUUAAUGUAGAAAUAACACAAGCUCCUAAAUCAAUAUCAGUAAGAAAGGCAGUGUUUAAAUUUAUUGGUGGAAUAGUAAUUAAAAUUCGUAUGGAACAUUUAAACGCAAUACUUUUUAGUAUCAUGUCUCCAUUGGUACGAGAGAUAACUAUAACAGAAGGAACUAAUGUUGAAUUAUGUCAAGUUGCUAAAGAAGUAAUUUCUCUGAUUAAAAAAGCUUUAGGAAAUGAACAGUAUAUUAAAUUAUUAAAUCAAGUGCAACAAAAACUCGAUAUUAAGAAAACAGAGAGGAAAAAAGCUCGUACACAACAGUCUAUAGUGGCUCCUGAUGUAGCCGCCAAGCGCAAAUUGGCCAAACAACAAAAAAAGAAGGAAUCAAAGAAAAGGAAAAUUGACAACAUAAAAGAAAACAAAAUAAUUAGAAAACGCAGAAAAGUUGAUGAACUAAUAUGAGUUGAAAUGCCAAUAAUUAAAAAUUUUUAUUUACCAAAUUUUCGGUUUGGGCAGCGGUUUGGCCAGCUUCCUUCAGUCCUCCCAAUUCUUUGUCCUCUUUUUCGCGAUGAUGAUUGGUUAUUGGUCGUCAAUAGUAAUUUGCUGAGCGACUUGCUUCAUUCGUGUCGUUUGACAGUUUGACAGUUUAUUUUGUUGUAAUAGCUCAAUAGCGCGCGCCUAGUGUUAUAAAUAAAAUAGAUAAUUUUUAUUGUCA
Molecule: messenger RNA, 8570 nt
Organism: Camponotus floridanus (Florida carpenter ant)
Lineage: Eukaryota; Metazoa; Arthropoda; Insecta; Hymenoptera; Formicidae
Product: small subunit processome component 20 homolog
Exons: 8
Coding region: 119-8317 (2732 amino acids)
Cellular component (GO): 90S preribosome; nucleolus; small-subunit processome
Source: RefSeq, a predicted model, not a curated record